AGAGUCGCGGGCAACAGCUAGUUCUUCUAUAUAUAGGCGAAAUAACUUGCCAGUUUUCAUAGAAUAUGUUAAAUUUUAACAAAUGUGUUUUUAAAUGUUUAAAAAUUUAUUUCCCUUUAUAUUCUAAUGAAAAUGUAUGAGAUAAAUCGAAAACUUUUACUUUCGUUAAUAUUUUUAACUUUUAUCACAAACUGCACUCCAAGUAAACCUAUAAUUAUAACAACUUGGUCUUUCGUCAAUGCUACAGUUGCUGCUUGGGAAGUAUUAAAGGAUGGUGGUAUUGCUCUUGAUGCCAUACAAAAAGGUGCUUCAGUUUGUGAGGAACAACAAUGCGAUGGUACUGUGGGCUAUGGGGGAAGUCCAGAUGAAGAUGGUGAGACUACUUUGGAUGCCCUUUUAAUGGAUGGGAGGACAAUGAAUGUGGGUGCUGUAGGUGCAUUGCGCAGGAUAAAGAAUGCAUCUGGUGUUGCUCGACAUGUUUUGGAAAAUACAAAACAUUCAAUAUUGGUUGGAAGUCUAGCUACACAGUUUGCUGUGCAAAUGGGUUUCCAUGAGGAAUCAUUAACUACUCCUGAAUCAAAAAAACUUUGGUCUACAUGGGCUAAUGAAAAUAACUGCCAACCAAACUUUUGGAUGAAUGUAAAACCAAAUCCUAACAUGUACUGUGGCCCAUAUCAUAAUCACAUGUCUAAAGAAAGAAUACGGCUUAUGGAAGUGGAUAGGUAUAAUCAUGACACAAUUGGCAUGGUGGCAAUAGAUAAGAAUGGAGAUAUAGCUGCUGGAACAUCAACAAAUGGAGCUAAAUUCAAAAUACCUGGGAGAGUUGGUGAUUCACCCAUACCAGGAUCUGGUGCUUAUGCCGAUAAUGAAGUAGGUGCUGCUACAGCUACAGGAGAUGGGGACAUUAUGUUAAGAUUUUUACCCAGUUUUCUAGCUGUGGAAGAAAUGCGUCGUGGAUCAUCACCAACAGAUGCCGCACAGACUGCAAUAAAGAGGAUUGAAAAACAUUAUCCUCAAUUUAUGGGAGCUGUAAUUGCUUUGAAUAAAGAUGGGGAAUAUGGGGCAGCAUGUCAUGGUCUGCAAGGUUCACCAUUUCCUUUUGUUGUAUAUGAUAAUUCCCAUGACAAGUAUAAAAUUCAUACUGUGAACUGUGUUUAAAUAUAUUA
Molecule: messenger RNA, 1166 nt
Organism: Papilio machaon (common yellow swallowtail)
Lineage: Eukaryota; Metazoa; Arthropoda; Insecta; Lepidoptera; Papilionidae
Product: N(4)-(Beta-N-acetylglucosaminyl)-L-asparaginase
Exons: 6
Coding region: 127-1158 (343 amino acids)
Biological process (GO): protein deglycosylation
Cellular component (GO): lysosome
Molecular function (GO): N4-(beta-N-acetylglucosaminyl)-L-asparaginase activity
Source: RefSeq, a predicted model, not a curated record